This is a messenger RNA of Phaedon cochleariae (mustard beetle), 1202 nucleotides long. The record is from the annotation of a GenBank genome assembly. NCBI's taxonomy places the organism in Eukaryota, Metazoa, Arthropoda, Insecta, Coleoptera, Chrysomelidae.
GUCUCUGGGUAUAUUUAAUUGUGAUCAGAAAUACCUUUUCUCAUGAUACAACAUCAAUUGAAUUGAAUGUCAUUCAAUCCAAAAAUAUAGUCACCAUUUCUGGAGGCAGUUCAAAUCCGAGAGAGGCAAAAAAUAACAUUUCGGAAAUCAAAAGGAAGUUCCACGUUCCAAAGUUCAUGCUUGAACUGUAUGAAAACAAUAAAAUGGGAGGGGAAAUUGACGAAAGGCCUGACGUGGUGAGGAGUCUGAUACCGACACAUGAAGAGCCAUUCCAUGAUAAUGAAAUAUUCGAGAAUCUUUCUGAAAACCACUUGCUCAUUUUUGAUAUACCAUCUUUAACAGAAGACGAAACAUUUGUCAAUGCUAAGCUGAAAAUAUUAACAUUAUUAGAUAUUGAAGCUGUCAGUAAAAUAGGUAUCCGAAGGAUUGUAAAAAUGUCUAUUUAUGAUGAUACUAUAAAACAAUUACUAGAUUUUCAAGAAAUUCCAAUCCAACAUCUAAACAAUUCGUGGGUAACUUUCGAUGUGACGGCUCCAGUGAAAAAUAUUUUACAGUCUGAUUCAAAAAGUAAAUAUAUGAAAAUUGUUAUUAGCGUAUCUGCUUUCCUUCCACAAGUCACAGAUACUGUCAAAUUAUCCUUAAUGCCAAUAGAGGAAAACUUUGAUCACGAAUACCCGGUAUUACUGUUGUCUUAUCAUUUGAAAGAAGACAGAAGUGGAAUUGAAAAUAGAGUAAUCGAAGGUGGCCAGAAAAUGGAAGAAAGAAGAAAACGGAGUUUAGAAGAUGAUUACGAAGAGGAUACCAAUAAAAUAUGGGACUAUGACAUGUCGAAUAGAAGAACUCAAAUGAAAAAAUUUAGGAAAAUGAGAAAUACUUGUAAGAAGAAGCCACUAUACAUUGAUUUUGCAGAAAUCAAGUAUGAUAUUUGGAUUGUCCAACCAGCUGGCUAUGAGGCUUACCAGUGCCAAGGAAGAUGUUUCUAUCCAGUUGCAGCACAUCUGAAUCCGACCAAACACGCUAUUUUCCAAUCGCUAUUGCACAGUGCUGCCCCAUCAAAAGUCUCCAGAUCGUGUUGUGUACCGACCAAGCUGGAUUCUAUUUCUAUUCUUUAUGUAGAUGACAAUGGUGUUCUUACAUAUAGAUAUGCUUAUAAAGAUAUGGUGGUUGUAGAUUGUGGCUGCAGAUGAUAUAAUAAAUUGUAA